This is a messenger RNA of Gossypium raimondii (Peruvian cotton), 516 nucleotides long. RefSeq lists its product as uncharacterized. The record is from RefSeq and is a predicted model, not a curated record. NCBI's taxonomy places the organism in Eukaryota, Viridiplantae, Streptophyta, Magnoliopsida, Malvales, Malvaceae. The coding region runs from base 87 to 386 and encodes 99 amino acids. The transcript has a single exon.
GAUCUUCAUAUUUUCCAACUCUAAACACCUUGUAAAACAUCCCAAUUCCUCAUCACCACAAAUCCUAUUAAGUUGUUGAAGAAACCAUGGAAGUAGAGAUGUCAAUGGCAGAUUCAUCAUCACUCAAGGUUCUCAUGUUCCUCAUUGUUCAAGCGCUGGUCUAUCUCAUCCUUUCUAAAUCCUCCAAUGUCUUCUCCGAUGACAAGUUGAUGAUGACAUCAUUAAGCUUCAAGCCCCCUCGUUCCUUGUCCAUUCGUCGUCUUCUCGCCUCCAUUUCCGAUUUACCUCAAGGUGUUGAGCCAUCCCCAUCUUCGUCUUCAUCGCCAUCCUCAAGGGGUUUGGAAUCACCCAUUCUACAACAACACGCUCAACACUAUCAAACUUAGAUCUAUUUGCUUAGUUUGUUUAAACUAUUCUUUUAUUCUUUGGGUAUUUGUAAUCCCCAUGAAACAUCUUUCUUUGUAAUUCCUUAUCAUGUGACAAAUUUAUAAAUGAUAUUAGAUUUUUCUAAAUAAA